This is a messenger RNA of Caenorhabditis remanei, 1212 nucleotides long. RefSeq lists its product as uncharacterized. Gene Ontology annotation, biological process: adenylate cyclase-modulating G protein-coupled receptor signaling pathway. The transcript is spliced from 9 exons. Bases 1 to 1212 code for a protein of 403 amino acids. NCBI's taxonomy places the organism in Eukaryota, Metazoa, Nematoda, Chromadorea, Rhabditida, Rhabditidae. The record is from RefSeq and is a predicted model, not a curated record. Gene Ontology annotation, molecular function: G protein-coupled receptor binding; GTPase activity; G-protein beta/gamma-subunit complex binding. Gene Ontology annotation, cellular component: heterotrimeric G-protein complex.
AUGGGCUGCAAUUUUUCUUCUCAAAGCAAAGUAUCCGAUAUUGGUAACGCUUCGGAUAAAACACCUCCAGCUCCAGAUGCCAAUGGAAAUGAUACGAAAGUGGAGCCAGUUGCACAAGGAGCUGGAGACGAAGCUGUUGAUAGAAAAGAAGCUACUCCAGUGCCUCCGCCAUCGAUAUCUCCUCAGGUUACGCUCCAAGUUCCCGAAAUUCGAGCAUCUCGCUCAGUGACUCCAGCUUCUCAGAAAUCUGAUGAUCAACCCUACAGCCAUAUUAGACUUCUUCUUCUAGGAUCAGCUGAAAGUGGAAAAACAACAGUUCUUGAACAAGUUCGUUUGCUCUAUAAACAACACUUCACUGAAUCCGAGUAUUUUCAUCGACGAGCUUUCAUCUACCAUAACAUUUUUAAAUGCAUCAAAGCACUAUGUCGUGCGAUGAAAAUUUCAGACAUACAGUUUUCAGAUCCGAUUAAUAUGGGUCGUGCUCAAUCAAUAAUUGCUGACGAGGAGAAUCACUAUGGAUUAUUUUCAAGAGAACUGGCCGACAAGAUAAAAUGUAUUUGGCAAGAUAAGUCUAUGCAGAAACUUUACGCUCGAAGGAGUCAAUUCAAUUUGAAUGAUUCUGCAAGCUACUUUCUGAACAACCUUGAUAAAAUAAAUACGACGGAUUAUAAGCCGUCUGAUAGAGAUCUCAUAAUGGCUUACGUGCCAACUUGUGGAGUUCAAAACGUCAUUUUCACUGCUAGCAAUCAAUCUUUUCAACUUUUCGAUAUUGGAGGUCAGAAGAUAGACCGAAGGAAAUGGGCACUACAGUAUGAGGGAAUCGACGCUAUCUUCUUCUGUUUAGCCAUCUCAGAAUACGAUCAAGUGAUGAGUGAAGACAUGGUUACGAAUCGUCUUGACGAUGCUCUCUCAUUACUCAAAACAAUAAGUGAGGAGCCAAUGUUUGCCACCACUCCGAUUUACUUAUUCCUCAAUGAGAUUGAUGUUUUUUGCGAGAAACUCGAUGUGAUUCCGCUGUCAAAAUAUAAACCGGAUUUCAAAGGUGGAGAUCAAGACGACGCUCUCGAUUUUAUGGAGUCUCUGGCGUGCGAGGCACUUGGAAAACGGGACCGAUCACUAUACCGUGUCUACCGAUGCAUUGCAAUAGAUACUCAAUUGAUGGCUGAAUUAUUAUCAACUGUAUUUAAAGAUAUCAUGAAAAGGAAAAGAUAA